AGAAGCGUCAACAUGGCGUCGCUGUUAAGAGACCCGCUGUUUGAAAUCUCGGGACAGGGUCCUCCACCCAGCAAAAACUUUUACUUUUUCGCCGUCACCAAAACAAAUGUGAUAUGGAGGUGGUGGAAGAUAUCCGUCAGAGCGGUGGACCGACAUGCUAAACCUGGAGAAGUGAAGGAGUCUCUCCAGGAUUUCUUGCAUGACACAAAACUGCAGAGUGAAGUCAGUCUGGUUUUUGGACCCCACAUCUUGGAGCACUCCAAAGCUCUGUGCCAGGGUCGUUAUAAUUACCUGGAGCUCCUCUCUGACUCUUUCAUUCUGUGCAUCAUAAGCUAUCUGGAGCUGGAAGACGUGGGCCGUCUCAGUCAAACGUCCCUCAGGUUCAGGAAGCUGUGUGAGUCGGAGGCGUUUUGGGAGCAGGCGGUGCGGCAGCGCUGCUGCACGGUGUCGGCUGAGGUGGCCUCUCUCGCCGCUGAGGUGGGCUGGAGAAACAUCUUCUUCACCAGCAAGCUGCAGCUGCAGAAGCUGAUCAGCCGCAGGAGGCUGAGGCUGGAGAAGCAACAGGACGGACCGGCUCCCGGCCCCGCUGCAAAGUGAGACGCCUC
This is a messenger RNA of Salarias fasciatus (jewelled blenny), 605 nucleotides long. RefSeq names its product F-box protein 36b (gene fbxo36b). The transcript has 4 exons. Bases 13 to 597 code for a protein of 194 amino acids. Gene Ontology annotation, molecular function: protein binding. Lineage: Eukaryota; Metazoa; Chordata; Actinopteri; Blenniiformes; Blenniidae. The record is from RefSeq and is a predicted model, not a curated record.